Molecule: messenger RNA, 663 nt
Organism: Didymodactylos carnosus
Lineage: Eukaryota; Metazoa; Rotifera; Eurotatoria; Philodinida; Philodinidae
Source: the annotation of a GenBank genome assembly
AUGACACUAUUCAAUGCUUUCGAUCGGCAACAUAAUCUACCUGAAGGGGUGAUUGACCAUGCUACGCCGCCGCCAUUAGAAGACUACACAUAUAAUAACUAUGAUCAUGAGGCCUAUGCACCAUAUAUGUACAACAUACCACAAUAUCCUCCAUUCAACUAUCAUGCAGAUAUUAACUAUCAGCAAAUGUAUCCUGAACCAAAAAAGGCCAGUAAACAAACGAGCAGGAACAAUCAGCAGAUUCAACAGAAAUCCAUUCCUCUUCCACCAGUUUAUCCAAUAGAAGAACGUUAUAAUCCUAGUUAUAAUAAUUAUGACUAUAUACCAUCUCAAUAUACGGGCGCACAUCUUGGACCAUUCAUUUUACAAAACUCCCAAAAUGGUUACAAAUUACCCUAUUUACCGUCAAAUAAUCACUAUCAUUCUCAGUAUUUUCAACACUCUUCAUAUCCGCCACAUUAUAACAAUAAAGGUGAUUACGAACAACAACGCUAUUAUCAACAGAUGAGAGAUAAUAUAACACGUUCUCAAUCAUUGAGUAUUGCACGAGAACAUGAUUCAUUAUCAGUGAGAAGUCAAAGAGAAGCAAGACCGGGAAUUAUUUAUAGUUAUCUUAAUCUAGAACAUCCCAAGACGAGACGUAGAAAAUGGUAUAGUCGGUAG